GUGCUACUCGAUAAAUAAGUGACUGGGAGUUGAGAAGUUAAGUCAAAAGAAAAGAAGCUUGAAAACUUUCUCAGAACAAGAGAUCGACGGAAAUGGAGAUGCAACAAAAGCUCGAAUGGAUCGAAGCGCAGAAAAUCGGAGUCAGUGUGGACCUUGUGGCUGCGGCCAAACGCCAGCUGAAGUUUCUCGCGGCUGUUGAUCGGAAUCGCAAUCUGUAUGAAGGACCUGUGCUCGACAGAGCCAUCUAUAGGUACAAUGCUUGUUGGCUUCCCUUGCUCGCUAAACAUACCGAGACGCCGGUUUGUGAAGGGCCUUUGGUUGUUCCUCUUGAUUGUGAAUGGAUUUGGCACUGUCACAGGCUCAAUCCUGUCCGGUACAAGUCUGACUGUGAGGAACUUUAUGGAAAGAUCCUUGACAACAGUAAUGUUGUGUCCUCUCUCGAGGACACUUGUAAGAAGGAAACCGAAGAAAUUUGGAAAAGUCUUUAUCCUGAAGAGCCCUAUACCUUGGACUUCAACAGGGCGUUGUCGGAGGAUGCUGCUGAAAAAACUUGUGUACUUGAAAAAUGCACCAAAUAUGACUUGGUUUCAGCUGUUAAAAGACAGAGCCCUUUCUCGUACCAGGUAUCAAGACCCCAUAUGAGCAAUGACUGCUUUCUCAAAGGAGCUGUGGCUAGGUACAAAGGGUAUCUGCAUCUGAUAAGAAGAAACAAGGAGAAGUCUUUAAACCGCUUCUGUGUUCCAACUUACGAUAUCGACCUUAUCUGGCAUACUCAUCAACUGCAUCCUGUAUCCUACUGUAAAGACCUGCGUAAAUUAGUUGGAAAGAUAUUGGAGCAUGAUGACACAGACUCAAACAGAACCAAAGGAAUGAAACUGGAUAACGGGUUUUCUGGCACUACCAAACAGUGGGAAGAGACAUUUGGUACAAGGUAUUGGAGGGCAGGAGCAAUGUAUAGAGGCAGUACUCCAACUCCUAUUACAAACACUCCUUUCUCAUCAAACAUGAUCAAAAAGGAGAUUGCUGCAUCAAAUGAGUAUCAAAAAAUGAUUGAGCUUCCAGAGGCGAAAUCUGUGGAGGUGGUUUUGGAGUUUGUUGAAGUUAGAAACUUACCGGAGGAGCACAAAGGAAAUCUAUUUGUCUCAUUUAGUAAAACACAACCUGAUGUACUUUUUGAUGCUCCUCGGAGACUGACUAUUUUGUCCGAGUCCAAAGAGAAGCAAGUUGCUUCUUUUGAGUGUGAACCUACUGGGGAGCUGCUCUUUGAACUCGUAUCUCAUUCACCUUCAACUUCACCAUUGACAAGGGCAUCGAAGACAUUGGGUACUACUGCACUCUCUCUUCAAGACCUUCUGGUCCCGGUCCCUAACCUAUCUGUGGAAAAAUGGUUAGACUUGGUGCCAAGUUCUGAAAAUGUGAACUUAAAGCCGAUUCGUCUGCGAGUUGCUAUCUCAUGCACUAUUCCAGUACCAAGACAACGUGUGCUUCACAUGGUUCGUGCCAAGAAUAGAAUGGAUGUCAUUGAUGAAACUGGUGCUAAACUCAUCCACCUCCGACUGAGGAAUUCUGAAAAGGCAAAAGCGAGGGAAAGCCACGGUCUUAAGAAGGAGGUGAUUGGAACAAUGAAGUCUGGUGAAACCCGCACUCUCACAGAAACUGUAGGCACUGGCUGGUCUUUGAUGAAUUCUCACUGGUCUCUUCACCCUAGUAAGAACUCUGGUGGAGAAAACCAUAUUUGUGAGCUUGUGGGUCACAAAAUGGUCAAAUUUUAUCCUGGUAGAAAGCUGGACUAUGAGCCUGAAGGUUGUGAGAAACAUAGAAAUGAACAACAUGUCGUUACUGCAGUUGAGUUCUCUGCUGAAGAUCCUUAUGGAAAAGCAGUCGCUUUGCUCAACCUAAAAUCUGGAUUUGUCAAGGUGAAGGAAGAGUGGAUGCUAGUUCCUAGUCUCAUAUCAUUUAUGAUAUUCUCGGAUGUGGUGAAGGAGCAAUAUGCUGGCUUUGUUGGUAAUGCCAAUAGUUUGGAGGAGACUAAGACUGUAGGCGGCAGCGGAUGUGGAAGUGGUUGUGGAAACAAGGUGAAUGGUGGCGGCUGUGGAAGUGGUUGUGGAAGCAAGGUGAAUAGUGGCGGCGGCGGAUGUGGAAACAAGGUGAAUAGUGCCGGCUGUGGAAGUGGUUGUGGAAACAAGGUGAAUAGUGGCGGCGGCGGAUGUGGAAGUGGUUGUGGAAACAAGGUGAAUAGUGCUGGUUGUGGAAACAAGGUCAAUACUGAGGGCAGCGGAUGUGGAAGUGGUUGUGGAAACAAGGUGACUACUGGCAGCAGCGGAUGUGGAAACAAGGUGAAUGCUGACGGUAGCGGGUGUGGAAGUGGCUGCGGAAACAAGGUGAGUGCUGGCGGCAGCGGAUGUGGUAGUGGUUGUGGAAACAAGGUGAGUGAUGGCGGCAGCGGAUGUGAAAACAUGGUGAGUGCUGAUGGCAGCGGGUGUGGAAGUGGAUGCGGAAACAAGGUGAGUGAUGGCGGCAGCGGAUGUGGAAGUGGCUGCGGAAGCAAGGUGACUGCUGGCGGCAGCGGCUGUGGAACCAAGGUGAGUGAUGGUGGCAGCGGAUGUGGAAGCAAGGUGAGUGCUGGCGGCAGCGGAUGUGGAAGUGGCUGUGGAAACAAGGUGAGUGCUGGCGGCAGCGGAUGUGGAAGUGGCUGCGGAACAAAGGUGAGUGCUGGCGGCAGCGGAUGUGGAAGCGGCUGCGGAACCAAGGUGACUGCUGGCGGCAGCGGAUGUGGAAGCGGUUGCGGAAACAAGGUGAGUGCUGGCGGCAGCGGUUGCGGAAACAAGGUGAGUGCCGGCGGUAGUGGGUGUGGAAGCAAGGUGAGUGCUGGCGGCAGCGGAUGUGGAAGUGGUUGCGGAAACAAGGUGAGUGCUAGCGGCAGUGGAUGUGGAAGUGGUUGCGGAAACAAGGUGAGUGCUAGCGGCAGUGGAUGUGGAAGUGGUUGCGGAAACAAGGUGAGUGCUGGCGGCAGCGGAUGUGGAAGUGAUUGCGGUGCUAAAUUUGCACAAUCUGAUACUCCAUGUGCUGAUGGAAACUCGAUGAUAAUGACAUCCCUCGAUGUCAAUGAGGCAAUAGCUGCUUGAUGUCCAUGUUCAUCAUGGGAAUACAAUGCUUCUAAAUAAAGUUCUUGUGAACUAUGAAGUGACAUUCUUCCCUGUAUGUCAUGAUCUAUAUGGUUUGAGUCUAUCUGUAACAUUGUGAAUAAUGAAUUUGGUGUGCGUAAUCACCAAAUCUGUAGCUUAAGAAAUCAUGUGUACUUCGUGAAUAAUGAAUUUGGUGUGUAAUCACCAAAUCUCUAGCUUUGGAAAUCACCAUGUACUUGUGUGGUGAAUGAUGAAUUUGGUGUGUGUAAUCACCAAAUCUCUAGCUUGAGAAAUCAUUAUGUACUUGUAUGCUCAUAUCUAUGUUUUGUAAAAUAAAUUCUAAAUAAUGCAAGUGUUUCCUUGCAAGAUUGUCUGGAUUUACUUGAAUGAAAUUACGGUUCGUCAUUUGGCUUUAA
This is a messenger RNA of Morus notabilis, 3541 nucleotides long. Its product is annotated as glycine-rich domain-containing protein 1. NCBI's taxonomy places the organism in Eukaryota, Viridiplantae, Streptophyta, Magnoliopsida, Rosales, Moraceae. The record is from RefSeq and is a predicted model, not a curated record. Bases 93 to 3125 code for a protein of 1010 amino acids. The transcript is spliced from 10 exons.